This is a messenger RNA of Acanthoscelides obtectus, 249 nucleotides long. Lineage: Eukaryota; Metazoa; Arthropoda; Insecta; Coleoptera; Chrysomelidae. The record is from the annotation of a GenBank genome assembly.
GAUGGAUAUUGACGUUGGUUGUGUGGCAUGUUGCACCGUCUUGUUGGAAAUAAACAUCGUCCAUAUCCAUUCCUUCAAGUUGCGGCAAAAAAUAGUCCUCUAUCAUCACGUGAUAUCGCUCAGAAUUGACGGUAACGGCGUCCCCGACCGCAUUUUCGAAAAAGUAAGGUCCGAUGAUGCCUUUUGACCACAAUGCACACCACACAGUCACUUUUUGAGGAUGCAUCGGCUGCUCUUGAUACUCACGGG